AUGGCGCAGACUGUUCUCGUCACCGGGGCCGCUAGCUCCAUAGGGCGAGCCGUCGUCGAGCGGCUGGCUACCCACGGCCACCGAAUUGCCGCCGCCGACACCGCAAAGCAGCUGAGCGAGCUGAAGGAGCAUUUGAAAAAGAUAAAAGGCGAUAUCGCCCCCGUCGAAGUUGACGUCACAAAAGCAGAGCAUCGCAAAGAAUUAUUUCAAAAAGUAGAGUCAGCUCUUGGCCCCAUCGAUAGUUUGAUCAUCUGCCCGGGGCAGAACCCCUCCCGCGGCAACACAAUCGAUGAAACAUGCGCCGGGAUGCUGGACAAGGUGAUGACUCAAUAUGUCACGACGCCUUUCCGGUUGGCACAACAGGGCAUGGACUCGCUCCAAAAAUCUAAAAACGGCAGCAUCGUGUUUUUUGGGUCUAUCGGCGGCUUCCAGCCAAUGAUCGACCUCGGAAUGUAUAGUGUAGCUUCCUCAGCCGUGUUGGCGUUGACAAAGGCUGUUGCCAUGAGCGCCGCGACAAGAAAAGUGCGCGCAAAUGCUGUGAUUAGCGGGAUGAUUGAUGGUGAUGGCUCUUCAGCGGUUUGGGACUCUGGGUUCGAGAUUUUUGAGAACGAAUCAAUUGCGAAGACUCGCGAGGCCAUCCCGCAGAUGAUCCCACUCGGACGCCUCGGACAACCCGCAGACAUUGCCGGCGCCGUCUCAUUCCUCAUAUCCCCUAACGCCAGAUAUAUUACGGGAGAAAAUCUAGUGCUCAGCGGCGGUGUACAAGUUCGCAACGAGGAAUACGCCGCGCGAAGGGAGCGGCUGGUUGCCGGGAUUCGGAAGCGCCAUCCCCCAUCGCAACAUCGUAAUUUGUUGAUAUUAUUGCAAGGGUCAAAGCUUCACUACAUCGCCCCAGACGUCGUCACCCACUACCGGCAAUGCUCGAAUUUCCGCUACUUGACCGGCAUCACAGAACCUGGCGCGAUUUAUGCGAUGCACGUGGCCGAGAAGGGAGACGUGCGCUGCUACCUCUUCCUCGACAAGAAGACGUCACACGAGGAGCUUUGGGAGGGACCCUCCCCAGAUCACACCGAACUUGUCUCGACAUCCGGUGCCGUUGACGUGCUUCCCGUGCGGCAAUUCCUCGGCUUCCUCGAUAAGACGGCGAAGGGAGCCUUCCUUUGCUACGAUUUUGACGGGAAUUGGAACGCCGAAACCAAGCAGCAGCUCGCCGGCGGAUCCUCGAUGGCAUCGAUCAAAAACGAGCUUCAUCUUUUGAGAGUGCAAAAGUCGCCCAAGGAGGUUGAGAUGAUGAGACACGUGUGCGAAGUCGGAUCCGUCGCGCUCACAGCAACAAUCUCAAAAUCAAAACAUGUUUAUCACGAAAACGAGAUACGGGGAAGGAUGGAGCUGGAAUCGAGAAGGAGAGGGGCCGAGGCAUUGGCGUAUCUUCCCGUGAUUGCCGGCGGCCCUCGUGCGAAUACCAUCCAUUACCUGAAUGCCAACUCGUCACUCCGACCCACCGAUACGGUUUUAAUGGACGCGGGAUGCGAUAUUAACGGCUAUGUGUCAGAUAUUACGAGGUGCUUUCCGGUCAGCGGCCGCUGGUCGGACCCGCAGCGGGUGGUCUACGAUGCCCUCAAUUUGGUGCAAACAAAUCUGCUUCAUUACGCCAACAACAAUGAGUGCAGCCUGAGCACGCUGUUCCACCGGAUGAACGAAUACCUGGCGGCGGCGAUGCGCGAGGCGGGCAUGCUAUCGAAUAAGCUGAGCGACCAGGAAUUGCUGAGGGAGGCUAACGCUCUAUGCCCACACCACGUCUCCCACUACCUCGGUAUGGACGUCCACGACUGUGACACCGUUGCCAAGAAUAUGAAUCUGCAGCCCGGAAUGGCCUUUACGAUAGAGCCGGGCGUCUACAUCCCGGAUGACCGUAAAAAUGUGCCGAAGGAAUUCCGUGGUAUCGGAUACCGAAUCGAGGACGAUGUGGUGCGAACGGAGAGCGGGAUCGAG
This is a messenger RNA of Mesorhabditis spiculigera, 1992 nucleotides long. The record is from the annotation of a GenBank genome assembly. Lineage: Eukaryota; Metazoa; Nematoda; Chromadorea; Rhabditida; Rhabditidae.